GCAUACCAUUAUACCUAAUCCUACACACCAGACGGGUUGCGUGGCACUGCUGCAUCAGCCGGUGGCCUGUGCGUUUGCAGACUAGCAGUUACAAGCCCUAGCUUUUCGCGGUCGUCCAUUAUUCGUUGACGCUUUAUGACAAUUACUAAGCGCCGCAGCGCUCAAGGCGCUGCUGAUCGGUCGCCGUUGAUGGACACGGCAGGAGCAAAGCAAAGAUUCCCUGCUACAAAACCCGAUUUCACGCUAGGGGACAUUCGCAAAGCCAUCCCGCCGCACUGCUUUGAGAGGUCAGCACUGCGAAGCUUUAGCUAUUUGGCUGUGGACGUGCUUUUGGUUGCGAUUCUGUGGUACGCGUCAACGUGGAUAGACCACCCAGCAGUGCCCAGGUGGCUGGCAUACUGUGUUCUCUGGCCGCUUUACUGGUUCUGGCAGGGCGCGGUAGCUACCGGCAUCUGGGUCAUCGCGCAUGAGUGCGGCCAUGGCGCAUUUUCCGAUUACGAGCAACUUAAUGACACAGUGGGCCUGAUCUUCCACUCACUGCUGCUGGUACCCUACUAUAGCUGGAAGCACUCGCACCGGCGGCACCACCAGCAUACGGGCAGUACGGAACUGGAUGAGGUGUUUGUGCCCGCGGUCAAGCCGGCGGGAAGCGAGGCCCCCUGGUACUUCCGCAGCGCCGUGUACCGCGCGGCUCACCUGGCCUUCCAGCAGCUGCUCGGGUGGCCGCUCUACCUCGCCUUCAACGUGUCGGGACACCACACAGAGCGCUGGGCCAACCACUUUGACCCCUUCUCGCCGCUCUUCACCAAGAAGGAGCGGGUGGAGGUGUUCAUCAGCGAUGUGGCCCUCGCGGCUGUGCUAGCGGGGCUGGUGGCGCUGGGCAGGGCGUGCGGGUUCGUGUGGCUGUUGAAGACGUACGGCAUUCCCUACCUCAUCGUGAACCACUGGCUGGUGAUGAUCACCUUCCUGCAGCACACGCACCCCAAGCUGCCGCACUACGGCGAGGGCGAGUGGGACUGGCUGCGGGGCGCCAUGGCGACGGUUGACCGGUCGUACGGCAUCCUCGACACUGUGUUUCACCACAUUGCUGACACCCACGUGGUUCACCACCUGUUCUCCUACAUGCCGCACUACCACGCGCAGGAGGCGACGAAGGCGAUUAAGAAGGUGCUUGGUGACUACUAUGCUCGCGACCACCGCAACGUGUUCCGCGCCUUCUGGGAGGACCUGGCGGAGUGCUGCGUUGUGACACCUGAUGCGGGGGGGCCGGACAAGGUAUACUGGUACCACGGGUUUGCGGCGCAGUAGCGGGGAGCGGGGUUCGGAAGAGGAUGUGAGAGCAAGAUGGUGGCAAGCAGUCGCGGAGGUGGGGGUUG
This is a messenger RNA of Astrephomene gubernaculifera, 1376 nucleotides long. NCBI's taxonomy places the organism in Eukaryota, Viridiplantae, Chlorophyta, Chlorophyceae, Chlamydomonadales, Astrephomenaceae. The record is from the annotation of a GenBank genome assembly.